CACCGGGGCAAAAAGCUCCAUUUUUUGGCGUUUGGCAGGAUCUAUAGCUCAAACCCUACAUAAAUCCAGACAUUCCCCAACUCUGGAAGCCAUCAAGGAAAAAAAAGAAAUGGCCAACAAGUUUCUUCGCCUAGUUCCGCUGCUUCGAGAAACCAGUCUAGGGGUUCCCAGAACUCCUACCCUUUCGAUCACUGUGUUGAAGAGGGCUUUCAGCUCCACCAGCCGUCCGGAUUCCAAGGCAGAAAUUGCAAACGAACAUUCCUCUCUUCCUCCCGACCAGCCGAACAAGGACAGAAGAACAUUGAUUGAUAGGACGAGCCCAGCAAAAGAAGAAGAAGAAGAAGAAGAAGAAGAUGAAGAAGAAGAAGAAGAAGAAGAAGACGAAGAAGAUAGCGUGUAUGUGAACAAGGAGACCGGAGAAAUCAGCGGCCCAAAAGGACCUGAACCAACACGUUACGGGGAUUGGGAGCGCAACGGUCGGUGUUCAGACUUUUGAUUGAUCUAUAAAUCAAAGGUUGUAUUAUCUGUCAAUUUGGUUUUAUUGAUUUGCACUGCCUUUUCUUUUACUUAUCAAGAUGUUGGGAGUAAUCUCUGCUAAGUUUAUUUGAAAAGUGGUUAAAAAAUCCUAUUUUCGUAGACAGAAUGGAUGAGAGCAUAUAAAUGAAAAUCUGUAUUCUUUUGGAAGAUGGUUAGAUGCAAAAAAUGAAGCAGCUUUUGUGAUAUGUGUAGAAAAACAGUUUUAUAAGAGUUGUUGCAGAUAAAA
Messenger RNA from Phalaenopsis equestris, 763 nucleotides. RefSeq names its product succinate dehydrogenase assembly factor 4, mitochondrial-like. The record is from RefSeq and is a predicted model, not a curated record. Bases 110 to 496 code for a protein of 128 amino acids. The transcript has a single exon. Gene Ontology annotation, cellular component: mitochondrion. Gene Ontology annotation, biological process: mitochondrial respiratory chain complex II assembly. NCBI's taxonomy places the organism in Eukaryota, Viridiplantae, Streptophyta, Magnoliopsida, Asparagales, Orchidaceae.